UCUUCUUCAGGGGUUUAGGGUUCUUCAUGGAUUUAUGAUGCGGCGAUCCGCCAAUCCUAAAUCCAGCAGCGCGAUCGCGGGCGCGGCGAGCACAGCGCAAUCGCUCAAGGCGGAUUUCCUCAGCCGCAUCGCAAAGUGGGCGUCGGCCGCGGUUCCUCCUCUCGGCGCUCUCUGGGGCCAUCGAUUGGCAGCGUCGUGCGAGAAAACGGGCGCUUCGAUCAAGAACCAGGUCCAGUGCCAAAGGUGUGAGACGAUCAUCGCCAGCAGUGACGAGCUCUCCGCCGCCAAAAAAGCUGGUUUCCGGAUUUGCAGCUACUGCGGUCACCACAACACACUCAAGAAAUCCAAGCCGACCUCCAACCCCGCUACCCCGGAUCAGCAAACUUCUACCGCGAAGAAGAGGAAGAGGAAAAGCUGGUCGACGCUCAAGGACGUCGCGGCCACGCAGGGACAAAAGGUGAUAGGCUCCGCUGCCAAAUCCUCGCCGAGGAGCGAAAAGGUCGCCAAGAAAAAGAGCAGGAUGUCUUUUCCGAGCGUUGCUGUGGCUCCGAUCCCUGCAGAGGACGAGAAGAGAAGCAAUGGAGACUCAAAUCUUGUGGAGUACAGGGUGGUGGUGACGGAUCACGAGAAUGAUGGCAAUGGUGGCGAGGCCGACUUUAAGCUCUCGGCUCUCAGGAAGGUGGUCGAGUUUGAUUCCAGUAUGUGCGAGACUCAAGAAGUUACUGCCGAGUCCGGCCACGUGAAGGUGCUGUGCGUGGAGAACGUUGCUGCCGAGCUUGGCGAAGCUGUGAUCACGACGGUAGAGCAACAGGAAACAAAUCCAGAUGAGAAGGGAAAAGAUCGUGAAGUAGUCGAGUCCGCUGAGCUUGUGGAGGUGGACAUGGUGGAGAUGAGUGCUCCAAUGGAUACUGAGGCCGAGGUGGCCGCAAAGGACGCAAGCGAGAACGAGUUAUCACCUUCGAAAGAAAAGGAGUUCCUUGUUUCAGUGGAAGUGGACUCUAUAGCACCUGUUGUGGAACCUCAGCUUGUCCCGAAUCAAAUGGAGGGCAGUGAGCUUCUUCCAAGAGAAGUCGAGAUGCCUGCCUCAACGGACGCUGUGAAGGAUUUGGAUUUGAACAGCAAACCCGAGACGCUGGACGAGCUUCCCUCGCAGACAGAACUGGCCUCACAGACUGCUGGCUCGGAACUGGUUCCAGAGAAGGAGGAGCUGCCAGCUUCAGAGCAACUUGACAACUCUUCUUUAGAGCAGAAGGACCUUGAGGUGCCAGCUGAAGAAACUGCGCUGCCACAACGGGAAGAAGAAGACGAGCUGCCAGUUUCUGAAAACGCUGAAGAGAAGUCUACGAUGGAGGAGCUUGAGCCAGAGAAACCUGAAAACACGACUGCGGAGAAUCCUGGAAACUCUACUACCAUGGAAGAGGAAAUGCGUGCUUCCGUACAAGAGGAACCUGACCUUCAUACUUCGAUGGAAGCUGAAGUGCCAUCUGAGCGUGCUACUCCCAUUGAACCUGAACAGCCGGACGACAUAGCGAUGGCAGCACCUGAAACUGCAUUUGACAGCUCGCGUCGACGUGAUCCUGCCAAGAUGAAGAGACGGUUUGUGCGUCAACGUGAUCCUGCUGGUGCCUUGAAGAGCAUUGUCCGCUCGUAUUCCCACGCGAGGACGGUACGAACGGCAUGCCAUGACGCACACUUGGGUGCUAUCAAGCGGCAAUGCAAGGCUCUGCUUGCUCGUUGCAAGAAGGAGAAGGAGAAAGCUGCUUCAGAGAAGAAGCGUGCUGACGAACUCUUCUUAGCUCUCAAACUUUAUAAAUCCGCGCGGAAACUUCAACGCCGCCAUGUAGCUAAGUUGGAGGGCAGCUUGCCGGAACUGAGGAGCGAGAUGAACAAAGUUUCGGACGAGGUGAGCACGCUGUCUGGCACAGUGACGCAUCUCAUCGCGGCAGUGGAAGAACUCAGAUCGAAAAUCGCUGCUGAGAAGAAUGCGUCUCCUCACGAAGCACUCGAUCGAGACGUCGAGCAGCAAGACACGGCGGCGGCAAACGAAGAUCGCCUGGAAGAUGGCGUGAAAUCUCCCGAGAGAUUGGAAGCUAGCCACGGGAAGCCUGAUGCUGGGAACAAGGACGACAAGAAGAAUCCCGGAGAUGGCGACAAGAUCUCCCAGAGGCUUGGAGUUUCAGGGCUCUCGCGAAAGAUUUGCAAGAAGAACCUGAGGACCAUCUCGCCAAGCUUACGUCUCAAAGGCGUCACGCUCACGAAGAUUGGUAGACGAUGGAAGAUUGGGUCUUAAUGGUCCCAUUGAUUGAUCCAAGCAAGAGUUUUUUUGUUGUAUAUAAUAAGCAUUAAGUUGAAAUUAAUGAGCGUUAUAUUAAUCGA
This is a messenger RNA of Selaginella moellendorffii, 2376 nucleotides long. RefSeq lists its product as uncharacterized. The transcript is spliced from 7 exons. Lineage: Eukaryota; Viridiplantae; Streptophyta; Lycopodiopsida; Selaginellales; Selaginellaceae. The record is from RefSeq and is a predicted model, not a curated record. Bases 35 to 2290 code for a protein of 751 amino acids.